Molecule: messenger RNA, 4735 nt
Organism: Paramuricea clavata
Lineage: Eukaryota; Metazoa; Cnidaria; Anthozoa; Malacalcyonacea; Plexauridae
Source: the annotation of a GenBank genome assembly
AUGAUGUCGAAAUCUAUUGUCCUUCUUCUUCAGUUGAUUGUCAUCAUUUUUCAGUUUCAAGGUAAGAAUUAGACACAUAGCCUGCAGGACACUCGUGAAGAAUAAGGAUUGAUGACCUUCCAGACCAUUUCGUCUGACAAUUUGUUUGCGUAUGUAAUCAUGAUAUAAUUGAUAUUUAUAUAUCUAUAAAGACUUAUUAAAACCGUCAUAGUUAUGAGUUAUCCCGGUGCGAACGCCAGUUUUGUAGGGUGUAAACCGAGGCAAUUAGUUGUUUACAAAUUUUUAUCAGAAAACGAAGAAAUACAGUCUAAUAGCAACAAGGCGACAGUGGGCUUUCAAACCCUUCGACCACAAAUUCCAUCCCAGUAUCAUUGGUUUCUAAUUAGCUAUUUCCCAAAGUCCUGGGUCUAGUCGUGCAAAUCCAAUGUUGGAGGGACAAGAAAUACGGCAGCACACGUUUAAAUUAAAUGUUUAAUGUAAAAAAUAGAUAUUUCAUUUUUGGUCGUCUAAAAAGUUGAUUUUGAUAGUAGAUAUUUGACGCCUAUCACCAUAUAUUUUGUCCCUCCAAACUAUCCCAGAAUGCACUGUGAUCUCUAUUGGGAAAAGGCUAAUUGAAUUAAUCCUUUGACGUUUAAACUAAGAGAUCAUAAAUGAGAAAAUCAUAAAUUUUAGAAAGGGUUAUGUCACUCUUCGUUCUCUAUUUCAGGAGGUCUGGCCAAGCAUUACGGGACAGCUUACUCAUAUAUACUAAAAUCCAGUAUACUCAAGAGCUGCUCAUAUAUCUACCAAAAUCCGAUAUUCAUGAGCAUGCCCAUAAUAUAUUAAUACCAAAAUCCAGUAUACUCGUGAGCAUGCUCAUAUCUGAUAGAUAUAUUCGUAUAAUUAUGAGAUGUCAUUUCAAUCCUCCAAUUCGGACUGGACUAGAUUUCAAGUCUCGCAUUUUGAUCUAGUCUAGUCCAGCCCUCAUAGUCGGAUUUGAAAUAUUACAGCAAGUACACUCAUGAGCUUGGUCAUAUAUAUUUUAAAUCCGGUAUACUCAUGAGCAUAUCCGCCAUCUGCAGCACGAUCGAGCUCAGCGAGCCCACCUUUAAACCUAUAGUCUUUUUCUUUUUCAGAUGUACUUUGUAAGGCAUGUGAUCAUGACACAGCACACUCAAAAGACCAUAAAAAUCUCGCGAUGCGGUCAACGAUCUUUGAUUCUCGAGUCCUCAACAAAGUCAAAACUUUAUUCAGCGGGAGUGUUCAAACACUGGCCAAGACUACCACCACACAAACUGGACAGAAAAAAUCUAUUAUCACAACAGCCGAUGUGGAAAAGUCUCUUCAGGUAAAAAUCAACCCUCGUCAAUUUGGAAAUGUUUUGUUGAAUCAAGCAAAUGAAAAUGCCGCGAGAAAAUCCGAUAUUUUCAUGAACAAAGCGAUUGAUGCAACCGCUCUGGGUGUUGCAGUUCUUAAAUUGAUUUUCGGGAAAGAUGCUAAAAUGGUCAUGAAAGACGUGAAAAGUGAGGACACUCAGGCUAGUUUAAGAGCGAAAGAGCCACGACCUAAAAUCACUUCGUGGGCACCUAAUAAUUCUCAAACAGCCGAGAGAAAAAGUUUGAAGGAAGACAAGAAAAUAAAGUCAAAAGGGUCUGGUGGAAUUGGAAGAUUGAGUAUGAAUAUUUUUAAGCUGGUUAAAAGUCUCCAACCUUUAAAUGGUGAGAAAACAACAGAAAAUGGUGAAACGAAAUCAGUAAAGGAUAGUUUAGGGGGCGAUACCACGAGCCAAGAUAAGGAAAAGAGUUUCAGUGGAAGCGAAAGUAAUCUUGAAAGAUUGUUGUCGUUGAUGGAAGAGAGCAAAGCCAAGGAAACAACAGGAGACAAAAAGUCUUGGGUUUUGUUAAAAGUUCCUUCAAAGCAACCAAAAGAUGAGCUAGGAAUGUUAACUGAUCCUGCUGCAACCGAAGAUAACAGUGACGCUGAUAGCUCGCAACAUGAUCAUACAGGAAAGAUACACGAAAAUACAAGCAAAUCACACCACAGAAAGAAAGGAUCUCACACAAAGAAAAGCAGCAAAAAAUUGAUAACAAAGAUACAAGAUCAAGUUAAACACCUCGCAGAGUUAGUAAGCAAACAGAACGGCGGUGAAAAAGAAUCAGUCAUUCAAACAAAACACUAUAAGCUACCUGCGACAUCUCAACAAAGUUACGAAGCCAAGUCGCUUACAGCUUCAAGGAGAAUCGCUUCGAAGACUUUGAAAAGUGAACCGGUCCAAGAAGUGAAUGCUGUCAAAACUGACACAACCAACUAUGAAAACAGCGUGAAGAAUUUACUGAAGGCACUAGAGACAAGCGCACAAACACACUCUUUCCAUCAUGUGUCAAGGCAUGAGAAAGAGAGGGCUGAUAUAAGACCACGACAUCGUAAAAUCGAGUUGCUUCCUGUGAAGACAAAGGAAGAGGAUGCAUCAAGUAAAGAUGUAGUCGGUGGCACAAAUACUGCAGGUACGUACAGUAACAACUGACACUUCUCAAAUUUGAGUGAACAUGAAACAAUGGUAUGAGGCAGAGGCUAUGACAUAAAGAGGAUCAUAUAGUUUUCAGCCUCGAGUUCAAGCUAUUCAUUCAUGUGCAAUCAAACAAAUUGGAAUAUUUUAGAAACCAUAACUAAUAUACGUACAUGCUUGCCCAAGUUUUAAUGAAAAAUUUACAGGAGUAAUUUUAUUUAAUUUAAGGUGGCGCGGUCGUUUCACUUGAUGCUCUACGUCAGCUUGGCCAGUUAUUGGGCCUAUCCUCACAAAAGCCUGAGGAAAAGACAAUAUCUCCCUACACUGGAACUGCGGACACCCUCACACUAGCAACAGCCAUGCCACCGGAGGCCUUGCAAAAACCAACCCCUACAGUUCCUCCAGCGUCCCCUAAAGUAUCGCCAGCACCAGUUGUACAGGACAAUACAAACCCGCAAAAUUCCAUGACUCGAAUAAGUGAACGUAAGUCAGUACACUUACCUUCAGCCUAUUAGCCUGAGUAUCAGGCCCUGUUUUUCCUUCCUUAAAUGCGGGUGGCCCGAUAUACACUUGUCUUUGGCAAAGAAAAUAUUGUUUGCCUGUGCCAGUGUAGGUAAUGCCAAUAAUAACAAGGGAUGUUAGUAACGGCCCAAUGAAGGGCCUUCGCUCGAAACUUCUUCGAAGAAGGGCCUUCGCUUUGUAUUUUUCAGGCAGUUGCAUCCCUAUCAACGAAAGCUCGCCUGAUAAUUCGUCUGUGUAUUGCAGUCGAGCCGCGGCACUACACGAACCACAAAACAAAGUGUCGGUAAUAGAAAGAAAGGUCACCAGGCGAGACUUUUUUUAUUUAUUGGUUUACGGAUUUGACUUUAAAAAUAAGAGGUCGGUAGGUCGGAAAAAAAUUUUAAAAAAAACGAACUGAGUAUAAAUGAGAGCCGAAAUUAGUAAUCUUUAUCAAAUUUUUUAACGUCAAUUAAAAAAAAAAACACGCAAAAAACGUGGCUAUAAUCUACAUAUUGAUUGUCACAACGAUAACAUGAGCCAGCAGUACCUAGAGUCAAAGUUCACUUGAAGUGUACUUCAUGUAAGAACCCCAAAUUAAUUAAAAUUAACUAAAAUUGUAAAAGUUUUGACAUCCAAAUUUAUUAUUUUUUUUCACUUUCUGAAUAUUUACGGUCGGCAGAUCCGUAAACCAAUGAAUAAAAAAAGUCUCGCCCCAGCUGUAUUAUAGAAGUGUCAGUCAGGCGAGUCUUACUGAACAGUAGUUGAUGGCUGGCACCGUAUAACUCAUGUCUGAUCACGGAGAACAGAAGAGUUAGUUUGGGAUUUAUUCCAACCCAUCCUGUCAACAUUCCUUGUGAGAAGAAACCGGAGUAUACCCAGAGAAAACCACGACAUCCGGUAGAGCAUUGUUACCGACUCUUUUCAAAUAAAUGUCAUAAGUCCGCAACGACAAUCGAACCCAAGAUCUCAGAGGUGAAAGUCGCUUGUCCUGAAGACUGUACCACCGACGCCCCUGUAUAUAAAUUUAUGUGAUUGUUAAUAUGGCAAAUCGAGCUAGCCUGCGUAGCAGUCGCUUUAUUUUUUGAAGGUGUUGAGGUUUUUUUUCUAUCCCGCCAUUUAUUAAAAAAAUCCUCAAUAUUGAGAUAUUCCCAAAACCUUCAAAAAAUAAAGCGACUGCUACGCAGGCUAUAUAUUCGAGCCAGAAAGUGGUUCCAAAGUAAUUUCAUUUGUUUAGAACUGAAGAUGUUUGCAGAAAGGGGACUACGCAGCCACAAUGAUUACAGAAGAUUGCAUCACGCACAGCCUUUGAAAUGGUCUGAAGAUUUGGCGUCCGCUGCGGAGAAACUUGCUUACCAAGCUGCAAAGAAAGGCAAUGCAAGACGCUCUGAACUUGUCGAGAAAAAAGGCUAUGGCGAAAACGUUGGCAAGAUACCGAACACGGCCUUAGAAAACGCCGGGGAGGAAGCGACUAGACAUUGGUAUAAUGAAAAGCAGAAAUUCACAUUUACCGAUCCGGUCAUUGACGAGCAAACAAAAGCGUUUACGCAAAUCAUUUGGAAAGGGACGCAGACUUUAGGUAUGGGUGCAGCCAAAGACGACGACACUGGGGAACUUUAUGUAGUAGCAUUGUAUAGUCCCAAAGGAAAUGAUCAAGCCACUUUGAGAGAGAAUUUAGUUUCAGACGGUGAACGGCAUACUGAUGUGUAUGCGAGUAUUUUUAAGAAAAGUUUUGCUGCCCGACAUGAGUAG